CCAUUGUCUCAACAUUGAAAAGCUGCUGAUUUCACCUGCUGGGUUACUCAACAGAUAAAUAUCCUCUGCAACAAAGUGGUUCUCCUCAAAGAAAUGGAUGAGUUUUACAACCAAACCAAUUUCAACCGAAGCAGUGAUUUCAACAACAGCUCACCUGGUGACAGCCCUGAAAAUAUCAAUGGUGUACGUGCAGUAGUGCGUCUGUUGGAAUUAAUCAUCAUUUGCACUGGUCUUCCAUCAACUCUUCUGGCGAUUGUUGCAGUUUGUUGCCUGAUACAAAAAGAUCAUAUUGCUCCGGUCUACAUCAUCAACCUUCACAUUUCUGAUCUGAUUCAACUGUGUUGUUUAACAUCUUUGGCUAUGGGAGGGGACCCUAAAAUCAUUGAAUGCAUCUACUUAUUUGGAGAGAUGGCCAGUGUUGGGUUCAUGGUCUGUAUAUCCUUGGAAAGAUACUUGGUCAUCGUCAAGCCGCUGUGGUACAGAUUAAGAAGAGACAUCAAUACCUUGGUGGUGGUCUGUCUUGUGGUCUGGAUGUUGCCAUUAAUUUAUGCCAUCCCUUUCUAUUGUGAUGUUAAUGAUGAGGUCAGAGAAGCUAUUUAUGCAAUCUAUCACCUCAUCCCUCUUCCCCUUUUCAGCUUCUUUUUGUUUGGAACCAUAGAAGCGCUGUCAGCAGCUCUCAGUGUCCCUGCUGAUGAAAAACGAAGAAUUGUAGCAAUUCUGGUCACUGUCCUGCUCAUUUAUACAUUGUUGUUUGUUCCAAGCAUCGUUUGGUCUCUGGUAGAAAAAGCCAGAGAUAGCUAUAUCUAUAGUAAAGUAGUUUUCAUCUUUCUUAAUUUGAGUCCUCUUGCAGAUUUGACAAUGUACUUCUUCAUUAGAAAAGGAAUCAUCGACAAGCUUUUAAAAUCACUCCCUUGUUGUAAAACAUCUGCUGAUCUGCAAACAAACAGUGCAUACAUUGAUGAUGGGUCCGUUUCAUUUGAUGAACCAGUUUAAGGUUUAAAAUCCACACCUCUACAGAGGUUACUGUGGGGCUUGUUUUUAAAUGUAGUCCUGUUUCUCUCCUAGACAGAGCUUUUACAGUCAGUAACUGUCCGUACUCUCUUUCAUCCUUUGACAUGCUGAAAGUUCUGCUGAAAGUUUCAUCCUUUUUCAAAUUGAGUUUUUCUUUCCCACUGUCACUAAAUGCAUGUUCAGUAAGUAAUUGCUGAAGAGUUCACAACAAAAUUAGAGCUCAUCCAGGAGAACCAAUAACUUGAUGGAAGCAGUUUUCCUUGAUAGGAACUUUUAGUCAUUCUGACUAUGAACUGAUUGAAUUGAAUUCUCUGUGUAAAGUGCCUCGAGAUCACAUGUAAACUGGUGCUACACAAGUCAA
Messenger RNA from Cyprinodon tularosa, 1372 nucleotides. RefSeq names its product proteinase-activated receptor 2-like. The record is from RefSeq and is a predicted model, not a curated record. Gene Ontology annotation, cellular component: membrane. Lineage: Eukaryota; Metazoa; Chordata; Actinopteri; Cyprinodontiformes; Cyprinodontidae. Gene Ontology annotation, molecular function: G protein-coupled receptor activity. Bases 94 to 993 code for a protein of 299 amino acids. Gene Ontology annotation, biological process: positive regulation of Rho protein signal transduction; phospholipase C-activating G protein-coupled receptor signaling pathway. The transcript has 4 exons.